Purpureocillium takamizusanense is the source of this 4077-nucleotide messenger RNA. Its product is annotated as Beta-galactosidase. Lineage: Eukaryota; Fungi; Ascomycota; Sordariomycetes; Hypocreales; Ophiocordycipitaceae. The coding region runs from base 285 to 3359 and encodes 1024 amino acids. Gene Ontology annotation, cellular component: beta-galactosidase complex. Gene Ontology annotation, molecular function: carbohydrate binding; beta-galactosidase activity. The record is from RefSeq and is a predicted model, not a curated record. The transcript has 3 exons. Gene Ontology annotation, biological process: lactose catabolic process.
CGGAUGUAAUACCGCAACUUCACUCCUAAGCUGCCAGACGCUUCGGUUGUAACCGAAUUGGAAUCGUCGUCAUUGCGCGUCUCCGCAUCCCGCCGCUGCGCUUUCACGCCGCUUUCAUCUUAUAUACGCGGGAUCGCGUGCGCCUGGGUUGACGCGGAAUAGUAGUAAGUAAUCAGUAGCUCAUUAGCUUGCCGCUGAGACAGACCCUACUUGCUCAAGAAGCUCCUCGAUCCCGCCUCUUGGCUUUGCCGGUUGAUGAACCGUGCCUUUGCCCAAAUACCACCAUGCCUGACGACUUCCCGCUCGCCGGCCUCCCGGACUGGAACAACAUCGAUGUCAUCCACCGCAAAACCCUACCGCCGCGUAGCUACUUUUUCCUCUACCCCAGCGAAGCCGAUGCACUCACAUUCGACGUCAAUCUGGCCAGGGCGAAGUGCCUCUCGGGGACAUGGAAGUUUCACCUUUCAAAAUCGCCAUUCAAUGGACCUAGGGAUUUCUACCAGGUUGGCUUUACAGAGGAAUCCACGACCACGUUCACGGACAUCCAAGUGCCGGGAAUGUGGCAGCUGCAAGGUCACGGCAAAGGCCCUCACUACACCAACUACCUGUACCCGUGGCCCGUUGACCCCCCGCACGUGUCGUACCAAGAAAAUGAGUGCGGGCGGUACCUCAAGGAGUUUUCUGUGAGCGACGCCUUUGCCGCUGACCACCAGCUUCGGCUCCGGUUUGAGGGCGUGGAUUCAGCGUUCACGGUGUGGCUCAACGGCAAGGACGUUGGGUACUCGCAGGGCGCGCGCAACCCGAGCGAAUUUGACGUGACGCAACUGGUAAAAACGGGAGACUGGGAAACAAACGUCCUAGCCGUGGAGGUGUAUCAGCGCUGCGAUGGGAGCUACCUCGAGGACCAGGACCAGUGGUGGCUGAGCGGCAUCUUUCGCGAUGUGUACCUGCACGCUUUCCCGAAGGUGCACCCUGUUGACUUCCAGGUCGUACCGGACCUUGAUGCCGAGCAUGAGGACGGGAAGCUCAGGCUCAACAUCGAGAUGAGCGAGCCAUGCUCCGUGGAGGCCAAACUGUUGGAUCGGAAGCGUCAUGAAGUACUCAAGAUGACAAGAAAGGUCGACAGAAUGGCGUGCCUUGAAAUGCCCGUCAAGACCCCGGAGAAGUGGACAGCUGAAACGCCAAAUCUGUACACACUCGUGCUCAACUUUCCAGAUGGCAGGGGCUACAGUCUGGUCCAGCGCGUUGGCUUCCGGAAGACGUCCCUUGUCGACGGCGUCUUCUGCGUCAACGGAAGUCCGGUCAAGCUUCGUGGGGUGAACCGGCAUGAGCACCACCCGGACCACGGACGCGCGGUGCCCUACGACUUCAUGCGGCGCGACCUCAUCAUCAUGAAGAACUGCGGCAUCAACGCCAUUCGCACAUGUCACCAGAUCAACGACCCGCGGCUCUACGACGUCGCAGAUGAACUGGGCCUUUGGGUUAUGGACGAAGCCGACUUAGAGUGCCAUGGCUUUGCCGCCGUGGGAGGCGACGCGGCGUCGUACACCUCCGACAACCCGGCUUGGGAGGAUCAGUACGUCGACCGAGCACGUCAGAUGGUCGCACGCGACAAGAACCACGCCUGUGUCAUCAUGUGGUCGCUUGGCAACGAGUCCUUCUACGGGCGCAAUCACCAGGCCAUGUACGAUUGCAUCAGGGGCCUCGACGACAGUCGCCUGGUGCACUACGAGGGCGACGGAGCGGCGCAGACGGUUGACAUAUUCAGCUGGAUGUAUCCCGAGGUGCGCAGCAUCGAGACCUUUGCCAAGGAGCGUGACUGGCAAAAGCCGCUCGUCGUGUGCGAGUUCCUGCACGCAAUGGGCAACUCGUCGGGGGCGGCCAAGGAGUAUGUCGAUGCCUUCUACAAGCACCCGCGUCUGAUGGGCGGCUUCGUCUGGGAAUGGGCGAACCACGGGCUGCGGACCAAGACCAAGGACGGGGUCGAGUACAUGGGCUACGGCGGGGAUUUUGGCGAUGAGCCAAACGAUGGCAACUUCAUCAUGGAUGGACUGCUCUGGUCGGAGCACACGCUCACGUCCAAUCUGGCGGAAUAUGCCAAGGCGAUUGAACCGGUUCAGACGGUAUCGCUGCACCACCACGAGCUGUCGGUGGUAAAUCGAUAUGACUUUCUCGGCCUCGAUCACCUUUCCGGGACGUGGAACAUCGUCAUCGAUGGCAAGGAUGUGUCAUCAAACGGAAGCGUAACAAUUCCGAGCGGCAUCUGGCCCCAUAGUCACGGAACUGUGACACUUGAUGGGUUCCACGAGGGCAUGCUGCGCGAAGUGGACAGAGAGGCAUACAUUCAAGUACAGUUUCGUCUCAGAGAAGCCACGAAAUCGGCCGCAGCUGGGCAUAUGGUAGCAACCGGGCAAAUUCGGGUGUCAAAGCCACUCUCCGUUGCAGCCAUCCGGUCACUGGAGCCGCCGAUGCCAAAGCCUUCCAUUGAGAAGAUUGCCGACGGACUGCUCACCGUAACCUCGGCUUCCGGAGGCUCGAUCUGGGGCGUGGACGUCGUCACCGGCAUGCUGACGAGCUUUCGCCGCGCUGAGCGGCCCGACGUGGAAUUGCUCACGCAGCCAGUCGGUCUCGGCUUCUACCGUGCCUUGACGGACAACGACCGGGGCGGACACGGAAGGCAGUGGAAGGAGCGGCGGCUACACCAGACAACGAGCCAGGUUCGGCGGAUUCAGUGGCAUAUGGCCGAUGACGGGGUCAAGGUCGAGGUGGUGGAGCGUAUCGCACCGCCAGCAGUGGCCUGGGGAGUGGACAAUGCCUGGACGUACAGCUUCCGCGGCGACUCUCUGUCCGUCCGCAUACAGGGGAAGCCCAGCGGUCUGGGCCUACCCAAGACGUUUGCGCGCAUCGGGCUAACGCUCGGCCUCGACGGCGUCGAACGAGUCCGGUGGUGGGGCCGGGGCCCCGGAGAAUCGUAUCGCGACAAGAAGCACGCACAGCUCUUUGGCAAUUGGCAGGCGGACGUGGACGACCUCUGGCUCGACUACGAAUAUCCGCAAGACGCAGGCAACAGGACCGACGCGCGAUGGGUCGAGUUCACCGGCGGCGAGAAGCGUCGCAUAUUGAGGGCCAACUUUGGAACCCUGGCCGGCGCGAGCUUCUCGGCAACGAGGUACGCGACAGCGGACGUGGACGACUGUGCACACCCGUGCGAGUUGCACGAGCGAAGACGGGAUGACGUGCUCGUUCGGCUGGACUGGGCUCACCACGGACUGGGAACUGGAUCCUGCGGUCCCUGGACGCUGCCGCAGUAUCAGCUUCGGGCGGAUAAGGAGUUUGACGUGGAGAUUCUGCUGGACUAAACCUUGUGAAUGCAGCUGCAGAGGAGCUUCAGCAGUCAGGACCGCGAGGGACGCGUUUUGCAAAGGGUGGAAGAAGGGGAACGUAUACAGUCUGCGGUGGAAUGAUGCUUCGUCAUGAUGGCUGCGAUGGCCGGUUUGCGUCUGCUGGGACAGGAUAGCCGAGCAUCCCAAGGAGGCAGCGAAACACUGCCAAGACAGACAAGCGGUCAGGCCCGGAGGCACGCACAGGUUCGACCUGACUCACUGGCGGACCAGUCUCAUUGGCGCUCUCGCUGGCUGGUCUGCAGCAGGGAUCAUGGGAUCAUGGCGGGAAACCCGGUGCGGCGUGCCCUACCGACGUGGAAGGAGUAUAACCAUGUUGAUGUACCAGUCGCGCCUCCUUGGACAAGCAGGCUUCUGCCGGCGGACAGCGCAGGUCGACGACGAGCCACCUGACCCGCGGCGACUCUUUGACGCGGGCUCAUGUCGAGCGUGUGCGAGGAUCGAGGGGCUGCGGACGACCAGGGUCCCGAUGGCGGCAAGUGAGUGCAAUUUCGCGUCUCUGGUUCUGGCCUCGUAUCGUUCUCCUUGCGUGGCGCUGUUAGAGGAGGUCGAUAUGCAGCGAUCAGCGGGCAGAGGGCCGAUGUCAGGUGACGUCAACGCCUUCGAGAUUGGUACUUUCCAUUGCGCGUCGCUCUUUGAGACAAAGAGAACUAACCGGCCGUGGCCUCAUCACGGA